Triticum aestivum (bread wheat) is the source of this 1024-nucleotide messenger RNA. Its product is annotated as mitochondrial inner membrane protease subunit 2. Gene Ontology annotation, molecular function: serine-type endopeptidase activity. Gene Ontology annotation, cellular component: membrane; mitochondrial inner membrane peptidase complex. Bases 166 to 669 code for a protein of 167 amino acids. Lineage: Eukaryota; Viridiplantae; Streptophyta; Magnoliopsida; Poales; Poaceae. The transcript has 4 exons. The record is from RefSeq and is a predicted model, not a curated record.
UGGAUUUCUGGGUUUUUUUUCUUAGCGGAAUGCUAGUAGUCCGUACUCCUCGCCGCUACGACCCUGACCGCGCCGCCGCCGCCGCCGCCGCCUCAACUGUGACGGCGAGCAGCCGCGUCGCAGCGGUCUGAGCAAGGGUACCACCACCCGGAUCGAGCUCCGGACAUGGCGGCGGGGGCGUGGGCCGCGCUCAGGUCGGUCGUGAAGCCCUGCAUCGCCGGCUCCCUCAUCGGCCUCACCGUCUCCGACCGCUACUUCACGGUCGCCGCCGUCCGAGGCGCCUCCAUGCACCCUACCUUCGAGGGCAGGACAGGUGAAUACGCGUUGGUGGAGCGGCUCUGCCUCGAGCGCUAUGACUUCUCCCGCGGCGACGUCGUCACCUUCGUGACGCCGGUAGACCACCAGAGGAAGGCGAUCAAGAGGGUGAUUGGGCUGCCCGGCGACUGGAUCAGCGUCCCGGAGACGGAGGAGAUCCGGAAGAUACCGGAGGGCCACUGCUGGCUCGAAGGGGACAAUGGCAGCGUCAGCCAGGACUCGAGAGCCUAUGGCCCAGUGCCGAUUGGUCUGGUGCAGGGGAGGGUGACACACGUGGUGUGGCCGCCCCGCAAGAUAGGCCGCGUCGACAAAAGGGUACCGGAAGGAAGGGUCAUGCCGCAUCGGAAUCUCUAGCCUCCCCAUCUUCCUUCCCCGGUUGCUUUGUCCUGCAGUUUUGUUUGUUCUCACAGGAGAUUCAUCAUGUAACAAUGUAACAUCAGCGGCAGGAGGAGGGCAUUUGCUGCUCCGCCUUCGCCCGAGUGUAGGCACAGCAAUAGAGAGUUUAUUCUUCUGUAACCUUUACCGGCUGUAGGAACUGGGCUUAUGGUAGGAGCCUGCUAGGCUAGGUAGCUGUUGCCACUGAAUUCCUCUGUGGAUCCGGUGUGUUUUCGGUGGUUAAGUUCCGCUUCUGAUGAAUCACCGUUGCUGUGAUGAUGUAUCAUGCGUGGAAUGAGCAUUUUGAAUCUACAAGCCGAUUGAUUAUCUAUUA